AUGAGUUUCGUCCGCUUCCUUGAGUGGGUCUUUUUCUUGUAUUUUGCCUCCCACAUUCCGAUUACUCUCUUCAUCGACCUCCAGGCUCUUCUGCCCGGCGAACUUUACCCUCAAAGCCUGAAGGAUGUGUUACGCUGGUAUGCAGCCCAGUUCAAAGACCCGAUGAUGCUGGAUCCCCCAGCCUGGUUCAAAUCUUUCAUCUUCUGCGAGGCUCUUCUGCAAACGCCCUUUUUCCCCAUCGCGGCUUAUGCCUUCUACAAAGGAGGAUGCAGGUGGAUCCGGACUCCUGCGAUUGUCUACGCCACCCAUGUGGCGACCACGCUGAUCCCCAUCCUGGCUCACAUCCUCUUCUACCGCUUCCCGGAGGCGCCCCACCCCGGCCCCCAGAGCCCCCAGGAGCGCCUCGCUCUGACGGCCAUCUACGCCCCAUACCUCCUCAUUCCCAUCAUCCUCCUGCUCACCAUGCUGCUCAGCUCGGCCUACGGGGCGGCCGCAGCCCCGGCGAGGGAAGGUAGGGCAGCGAGCAAGAAGAAGAGAUAG
Lepisosteus oculatus (spotted gar) is the source of this 540-nucleotide messenger RNA. RefSeq names its product transmembrane protein 97 (gene tmem97). Gene Ontology annotation, cellular component: endoplasmic reticulum. NCBI's taxonomy places the organism in Eukaryota, Metazoa, Chordata, Actinopteri, Semionotiformes, Lepisosteidae. The record is from RefSeq and is a predicted model, not a curated record.